UGUUGGGGCUGGGGGGAUGAGGAAUGGGCCCACCCGGUCCUGCCAGCGCCUCUAGCAGAUGCCCAACCAGGACAAGCCCUUCUCGGAGCUUCACUACGAGGUCUUGAGAGCGACUGUGGCAGAGGGUGGGGGUGAAGGGAGUAGAACUGGAAGGGGAGGACUUGGGUGGGCGGGGCCUGUGCCAACCCCACCCAGGGAGGCCCCUGACUGCCUCGCCUAUGCCGCAGCGCCCCCGCGAGGGCGGCCUCGCCUAAGGCCUGUGAUCCUUCGCUCCAAGACCCGGCUUUCCUCCAGAAUGAGCCAGGGUGGGGACCCCGGGCAUGAGAAGGCCCCCGACUGCACGUUCAGGUUAUGGCAGGGGACGAGGCCAUGGGUUGCUUGCCAGGCUCUCCAAGAGGGGCGGAGGAAUCGAACACAGGUCGACCACGUGAAAGGUGAACGCCCUACCACUGUGCUACGGCUCCAGUCCCGACCAAAAUUGGUUUCUGUGGAACAUCGUUUUGAAAGCUAGAGCGUCUCCUUUAGCAGGAGUGGAAAGAUGGCGCAUCCCCGAAUCUCACAGUACGUGCCCCCUAAUAUCAAUCCUGCCCAGGCUGCCAUUGCCUAUGGCCAUCGAGCCCUUCCCAAGCUGAAUGAGGAGCUACAGUCUGAGUAUCUACUGAUAAGGUGUAAAGCCCUCAUGGCUCUCUCUGACCUUGUGCAUGACCCUGAGAACGUCUUUGUGGCCAUCAACACAGGUUUCAUGAAGAAUCUGAAAAAAUUGCUGGAGGAUAUCAAUGACUUUGUGCGGUUAAAGACCACUGAGGUGCUUUACAUCAUGGCAUCACACAAUGUGGGCAGACAGAGUAUUUUGGAUCAAGAUGUGAUUCCUUCCCUUUCCUUCCUGAUGGAUGACCCUAGCCCCGACUGCCGGAAAAACCUGUUCAUGGUGUUCAAAUACCUGGCCCAGCUCCCUUCAGGGGCCCAAGGCAUUAUCAACAAUGGCCUGAUUCCCUCGCUCGUGUGGAAGCUGCAGCAGGAGAGCGAGGAGAACCAGGCCCUGCUCCUGGACACGCUGGCCUCCUGCCUGAUGGUGGACGCCACCGCGGCCCUGAACACCCAUGUGGUGAUCUUCCUGAAAGAGAAGCUCGACAGUCUCAACAGUAAGAUCCGUGUGAAAGCUGCCCGCACGCUUGCUGCCAUCAGCAUCCCUCUGGAGGGUAAAAAGCAAGUGUGUCAAUAUGAAGUCAUACCUAUCCUGGUGAAGCUGCUACAAGACCAAGUGAUGAAAGUGCAGGCCAAUGCCGCGGGGGUCCUCAUGUUUGCCACAGUGAUCACUGAAGGCAAGUAUGCAGCCCUGGACGCAAACGCCAUUUACCCACUCCUGAAUUUGUUGGACUCACCCUUGACCGAGGCGCGCCUGAAUGCUGUCAAGACCCUCACCAUGCUGGCUGAGGCCCCAGAGGGCCGGAAGAUCCUGCGGGACUCUCUGGCCACCUUCCGAACCUUGGAAUCAGAUGACAGUAUCUCUGUGAAGCGCGCAGCCAAGAUUGCCAUCAAGGUUAUUGAGUGGACACCCUGA
Messenger RNA from Sorex araneus (European shrew), 1561 nucleotides. RefSeq names its product radial spoke head 14 homolog (gene RSPH14). Lineage: Eukaryota; Metazoa; Chordata; Mammalia; Eulipotyphla; Soricidae. The record is from RefSeq and is a predicted model, not a curated record. Gene Ontology annotation, molecular function: protein binding. The transcript is spliced from 8 exons. Bases 539 to 1561 code for a protein of 340 amino acids.